UAAGACUAAAGGGUGGCGGUCAGAGGAUCCGACCCAAAUUGGGAAAUGCCCUACCCGACGGAUAGCCGAUCGUAAACAUUCUUCGUUAAUCUCCCUGCUCGAACACAACAAAACUCACACACAGAUUUAUUCAUAGAUUUCAAUUUCAGUUAGUAAAAUAAAAUGGAGAAUAAUAGUAAAGAUUCAGAAUCAAGAAGAUAUGAUGAUGAUGAAGAUGAUGCAGGAGGAACAUCAUCUUUUGUUAAUAAUAAUAGCAAUCCACCGGGUGACCAAACAGUCUGGACCGAUGUUUCCAUCCUUCUUAAUUCAGCUUGUAAUGAUCUUCAAGAUGGGGAGCUCAUUAAUGGGGAGAAUUUCAAUCUUUUCGCAGCCAUGUCUGCGUUGGAGAUAAUGGACCCGAAGAUGGAUUCAGGUAUUGUUUGUAAAUAUUAUUCCGUUGAUGAAGCUAUUGAGAACGGUGCUGCACCAAUCCCCUUGAGUCAGAAUAAAACUGCAGAUGUCCAUUGUAUAAUCGAUGUCAUGGAUCAUCUAGUUUCAUGUGAGGCAACUUGGCACAAGGGUCAUUCAUUAGCACAAACUGUUUUUUCGUGCCUGUACCUCUUGAGACCUGAUAUAACAUCAUCACAUGCGUUGCUGAAUUCGUACUGCACAGUAUUACGCUCAACAUGCAAUGCAGUUAUUUCAGUUGUUUCUGACACACGCACACAUGAGGAAGAAGAUUUGUUUACCAUUACUUCGGGACUUCCAUUGAAAAAGGACGGCGAUGAGAAAUGCUUAUCUAUUUUAAAUGUUAUAGAAGAAACGGUUUCGCGCCAGUUGAAUGCUUGCAAAUCCCCAUCACAUAAGAAGAGAGCUGUAGAAGACAUAGAGCCAUUACAAGAAAAUCUUGAUUUGGAAGAAGGAUAUUGCAAAGCUGUGUUAUGCCGUUUGCGCUUUCGUAAGCAUUUUUAUCAUGCUCUAGUAUGUUUGAGGCGAGCCCAAGGCAGAGGAUUGGAUUCAGCUAGAAAACAUAUAGCCUCUUGCUUAGUGGAACUCCAUAGCAUCCUUAAAUCUGAGGAAUUUCUUAGGUCCAACAGCAGAUACGGAAUGUGUGAAGACGGAAAGGAAAAUAGCACAACUGCUUCUGGUUGUCAACCAAUCGGUUUUGAUCCCACCUUAAACAGUAGAUUAUCUGCCCCUGCACCUCCCCGUGCAAUUAAACUUCUUUGCUGGAAGAAGGCUGUUGAGUAUUUCAAAAAGCUGCUUCAUGAUCUUGAUGUUGUGUGUGCAAAUCCUGUAGAGUCAUCAUAUGAAGGUUCUUUGCAGUUUGUCGUAGAGUUUCAGAAGUUACUACCUGAUUUGGUUGCUAGGUCCCAUUUACAGUUUCUACUAGUUCAAGAUGGGAAACUUUACGGGCGUGAUCCUAUGUUUGCUGUGAUUUGUAAAGCUGCGGCAGUACCAGAAAUCACCAAUAACCAUGACUUGCAGAAGAACGAGGCUUUUGUACAUCUUGGUCAGUUGGCGAUAACUUUACUUAAAAUCUUAUGCACAAAUGCUGCUUGGCAAAGGCGUCAACUAGGGAAAGUUUUACAAGAUUGGCGUAUCAUAUACAUGCAGCUAGAGCUUGCACUAAGAAAGGAGUUUGAAGAAAGAUCAAAUAUUUCGAUAGAUGAGAACUUAUUCAUGAAGAUGUACAAACACGUUCUUAGUUGGAUUGAGGAAAAAACAUAUUGGAUAGCUUUCCGUUUCCUUAUCUUGGGCUUUGAACUGGAGCUUUAUUCCCCUUACGAGUACUGCAUGGUGUAUUGGUAUAUAUAUGUAAUCUUGAUCAAGCUUGGUGAAAAAGUGCAUCUCAGGAUGAUAACGAAUAAUGAGACUGGCAACCGGAAAGGAAAAAAGAAAAAAGACUCUAUGAAGGAUGUAGCAAGGGAGCAUUCUAUCCCACCUGUAGUGUUGCUGCUUCAGUGCCAUAUAUAUCUUGCUGAAGGGCUGACAUUGAUGAUUUCUGCUUUGAGAAAUGAGCAUGGAGUUUUUCUGUGUCAGGGUCCGUUCAAUACCGAAAAAGAGAGAUUCAUUCAGCAUUUCGAGCUCUUACAGAAAGCUUGCAUUCCGGAUCACGUCUCAUACUACUCGUUUAGAGACUACACCGCACAUGCGCAAUUCAAUACCAUUGUAAUGUGUAAUUACUUUAAAGAAGCCCAGAGGAUCGCAAAGGAACUGAGGAGUAGUUUCUCUAACGACACAAAGAAGUUAGCAGAACUUCGGCACAUCGAGCAGGUCGCAGAACACAAUGGUAUCGCCCUUAAUCUUAUAAGUAGGUUAGGGUCUCUUGAUCCAUCACUUAAGGUAUCUUUUGAGUUCAACCAUCAUCCUCAUUUUGCAACUGCUGUGGUGAAGAGAUCAUAAAUUUUGUAUUCAUGGUUAUGUCCAAUUUUUGGUUGUUUUCAUUAGGUUCCUAGCCACAUUCUAAUUUUGCAAAUAGGGUUGGCAACAUUUAGUGUCAUUUUUUCUUUCAUCAAAGAGCAAGUUUUACAAUUCAUGUAUAAUUUUGCCCAUGAAACAUGUAAUAUAGAACCAAUACAGAUAUUUAAUUGCCACAAUAAGCUGCCAUUUGCCAGCUAGUUGUCGGUAAUUCAAUGAGGUUGAAAUUGUAACCCCUUCGAUGAAUACAACAGCUCUGUUUUUUUA
This is a messenger RNA of Erigeron canadensis, 2667 nucleotides long. Its product is annotated as N-alpha-acetyltransferase 35, NatC auxiliary subunit. Lineage: Eukaryota; Viridiplantae; Streptophyta; Magnoliopsida; Asterales; Asteraceae. The transcript is spliced from 16 exons. Gene Ontology annotation, biological process: N-terminal peptidyl-methionine acetylation. Gene Ontology annotation, cellular component: NatC complex. The record is from RefSeq and is a predicted model, not a curated record. Bases 163 to 2385 code for a protein of 740 amino acids.